AUGUUAUCAUCACUACUAUUUCCAGUCUGUGCUCAAAUUUUAUUAGAUCAAAACAAUAUACAAUCUCAAUAUAUAUCUCCAAAAGGUUUAUCUGGUCGUGUUAUACCAGCUGGAACAUUUCCAACCAAAAUUUUAGCUCUAGAAUAUUUAUAUGGACUUCAAUGUUCAAUACCCAACUUACCACCACGGCCAUAUAAUAUUCAGACAGUUGAUUUAGUACGAAUUGCUUAUGAUAAUGAAUAUUUGAUCAUGCUCAAAACGAAAUAUGUCGAUGAAUGUGAACAAUAUUUAAUGACAAAUGUAUCUUAUGGUUCAUAUGAUAGAGGAGACCAAGGAAAUGUUGCUUGUCGCUCUAUUCAUGCAUAUUUUGUUUCUCUAUUUCCAUCUGUACAUUGUUCACAUGUUGGUCCAACUGGAGGAGGAGCAUGUACUGAUAAAACAAUUGACUUUUAUUAUAAUCAACCAAAUUUUCUUGGUUGUGCUUGUAAACAAUAA
Messenger RNA from Rotaria sp. Silwood1, 495 nucleotides. The record is from the annotation of a GenBank genome assembly. NCBI's taxonomy places the organism in Eukaryota, Metazoa, Rotifera, Eurotatoria, Philodinida, Philodinidae.